Messenger RNA from Dovyalis caffra, 1608 nucleotides. NCBI's taxonomy places the organism in Eukaryota, Viridiplantae, Streptophyta, Magnoliopsida, Malpighiales, Salicaceae. The record is from the annotation of a GenBank genome assembly.
AUGGAAGGCAUGAAUGAUUGGCUCUCCUUCUCCAUGCAUGAGAGUCUCAACCAUGACCUUGCCAUUAGAAGAUUUUGUCCUGCUAGAAUGGAGCUGGAACAAGGAGAAGAGUACUGGGAGGAGAUAACAUUCAGUGAGAUUGAACUGUUGUCACCUGAUGAUGAUAAUACCACUAGCCCUCCUCGCUUAGCUGCUUCCGAGGUGGAUGAAUUGGUUGAUAGCUUUAUUAAUGUGGAUCAAGAUGAUGACAAAGAUUAUAGAUCCCCUCAGAAGGACCAGCAUUUCAACCAAUUCCAAGAUGAUCAGAUAGAGGCAUUUUCCAUGGUGAAUGAUGUUUUCCAAGAUGUUCCAAUGAUGAAUAUAGGAGAUGAAUUGGAAAAGAGUGGCACUUUUGAAGAUCUUGUAGCUGUUUCUGAUAUGGAGCCUAGAGUGGAAGAGGAGACUCAGGUUGUAGACCAGGGCCUUCAUUUGGUUCACUUGUUGUUGGCUAGUGCUGAGGCUGUGGGCUGCAGAGACACACAACUAGCAGAUACAAUGCUUGACCAAAUUUGGCCUUCAGUUAGUCCAUGGGGUGAUUCUUUGCAUAGAGUUUCUUAUUGUUUUUCUAUGGGAUUGAAGUGUAGAUUAUCUCAUCUUAAUAAUGUGAAUGCAAAUGGGACAUUCACAAAUGGUGAUGCUACGGAUAGAUCAUUGAUCACUAGGGCGGAGAAAAUGGAAGCUUUUCAACUCCUUCACCAAACAACUCCUUAUAUUGCUUUUGGUUUCAUGGCUGCAAAUGAAGCAAUAUGUCAGGCAGCACAAGGUAAAGACUCAUUGCAUAUAAUUGAUCUAGGAAUGGAGCACACCCUUCAAUGGCCUUCUUUGAUGAGGACACUAGCUUCAAGGCCUCAAGGCCCGCCGAAAGUCCGAAUCACAGGAUUAAUAAACGAUCAAAAUUUGUCAGAGCUUGAAGCUAGCAUGAAAGCACUUUCCCAGGAUGCUAGCGCAUUAGGAAUCCGUUUGGAAUUUAACAUGAUAUCAGAUCCAGUUACACCAUUGCUUUUAACUACAGAGAACCUUGACUUGAGAGAAGGGGAAGCAUUAUUUGUCAAUAGUAUAAUGCACUUGCACGAGUUUGUGAAAGAGAGUAGAGGCUACCUCAAGGCAAUCCUCCAAGCAUUUAAGAAAUUAAGUCCAACAUUGCUCACUGUGGUAGAACAAGAUGCAAACCACAAUGGCCCCUUCUUUCUUGGAAGAUUUAUUGAAUCUCUCCAUUACUACUCGGCCAUUUUCGAUUCCCUUGAAGCUAGUCUUCCAAGAAAUAGUCCGCAAAGGAUGAAGAUAGAAAAGGUUCAUUUUGCUGAGGAAAUUUGCAGUAUCAUAGCUCAUGAGGGUUCUAAUAGGACAGAGAGACAUGAGAGAGCAGAUCAAUGGAGAAGGCAAUUAUCUCGAGCAGGGUUUCAAGUAAUGGGAUUGAAUUGCAUGAGCCGAGCUAGAAUGAUGCUCUCUGUUUAUGGCUGUGAUGGUUACACUUUAGCUAGUGAAAAGGGUUGUCUCCUCCUUGGAUGGAAAGGCCGGCCUAUCAUGCUAGCAUCUGCAUGGCAAGUGCACAACCUUUCUUCCUCCUAG